Ctenocephalides felis (cat flea) is the source of this 1173-nucleotide messenger RNA. Its product is annotated as transcription initiation factor IIB. Gene Ontology annotation, cellular component: nucleus; transcription preinitiation complex. The record is from RefSeq and is a predicted model, not a curated record. NCBI's taxonomy places the organism in Eukaryota, Metazoa, Arthropoda, Insecta, Siphonaptera, Pulicidae. The transcript has 6 exons. Bases 155 to 1108 code for a protein of 317 amino acids. Gene Ontology annotation, biological process: transcription initiation at RNA polymerase II promoter; transcription preinitiation complex assembly. Gene Ontology annotation, molecular function: RNA polymerase II general transcription initiation factor activity; TBP-class protein binding.
CGGUUUUGCUUUACUCAAUGUUUAUAUUUAAAUAAAACUCUAGUCAAAAGCAACAUUUUGAUUAUUAUCACAUAAAUAUAAAUGAGAACCAUACACAUACAAUUAGUGACUUGUUAGUAAAAUAGUAUAAGACUGGUAUUUAUAUAUUAAUUAAAUGGCUUCAUCUUCAAGGCAUGAGGGGUACAGCAAUAAGGUCUGUUGCCCUGCACACCCUGAUGCACAUUUGAUUGAAGAUUAUCGAGCCGGGGACCAAAUUUGUUCAGAAUGUGGUCUUGUAGUAGGAGACAGGGUUAUAGACGUCGGUUCUGAGUGGAGAACUUUCAAUAAUGAAAAAGGAGGUGCUGAUCCAUCUCGUGUCGGUGGUCCUGAAAAUCCUUUGUUGAGCGGAGGGGAUUUAUCAACAAUGAUAGGUCCUGGAAGAGGUGACGCUUCUUUUGAUGCUUUUGGCGCUUCAAAAUAUCAGAACCGUAGAACAAUGAGUACAUCAGAUAGGACGUUAAUAAAUGCCUUUAGGGAAAUUAAUAACAUGGCUGAUAGAAUUAAUUUGCCGAAAACAAUUGUAGAUCGUGCUAAUAAUUUAUUCAAACAGGUGCAUGAUGGUAAGAAUCUAAAAGGCCGAGCAAAUGAUGCAAUCGCAUCAGCUUGCCUAUACAUUGCAUGCAGACAAGAAGGUGUCCCCCGUACCUUCAAAGAAAUUUGUGCUAUUAGCAAAAUAAGCAAACGAGAAAUAGGAAGAUGCUUCAAAUUAAUACUAAAGGCUCUGGAAACAUCCGUUGACCUUAUAACAACAGCAGAUUUCAUGUCAAGAUUUUGCUCAAACCUUAGCUUGCCGAAUAUGGUACAAAGGGCUGCAACCCACAUUGCUAGAAAAGCUGUAGAAUUCGAUAUUGUGCCUGGUAGAUCACCAAUUUCUGUAGCGGCUGCUGCUAUUUACAUGGCAUCACAGGCGUCUGAGGAGAAAAGAAGUCAAAAAGAAAUUGGUGACAUUGCUGGUGUAGCUGAUGUUACAAUAAGACAAUCUUAUAAAUUAAUGUAUCCGUCAGCAUCUAAACUGUUCCCAGAAGACUUCAAUUUUGCUACACCCAUAGAUCAGUUGCCGCAGAUGUAAUAAGUUUUAUUAUUAGAAGGGUUUUAAGAAGAUAUUUUAGGUUUCAGCAAUUAGUGUAUACAAUU